Messenger RNA from Mollisia scopiformis, 1512 nucleotides. Its product is annotated as proline iminopeptidase. Lineage: Eukaryota; Fungi; Ascomycota; Leotiomycetes; Helotiales; Mollisiaceae. The record is from RefSeq and is a predicted model, not a curated record. The transcript is spliced from 4 exons. Gene Ontology annotation, biological process: proteolysis. Bases 308 to 1273 code for a protein of 321 amino acids. Gene Ontology annotation, cellular component: cytoplasm. Gene Ontology annotation, molecular function: aminopeptidase activity.
UGUUCUUCUUGAAAAUGGACUCAACGAAAGGACAUUAUGACCGGACAUUAUGAUUUGACAACCAGGUCUGGUGACCGCCUGCCUAUUUUAGACGUGUUUUCUGCCACUUCGGCAACUUCCAUCGUACUGAAGCUGGGUGAGACAAGCUGCAGCUACACAUCCAGCCUCGAGGAAUUGGGCUUUUGCGGAACUUCCUGCUAUUGUUGUCCUAUCAUUCAGACCGUUGAGUAGUCUUGAGAGCUGCCAAAUUCCGAACUUCGCAAGUUUAGAGCUCAUCGAUUACCCCGCGCCCUACCCCACCUUCAUCAUGGCACCUCUCUACGAAGCAUUCCCCGUUCUCAAUUCCGGGCACCUAGAAGUGUCUUCGAUACACUCAAUCUAUUACGAAGAAUGUGGUGCCCCCAAUGGAGUCCCGAUAGUCUACUUACAUGGAGGCCCGGGCGGUGGGAUCGAAGACACUGACAGACAGUAUUUCGAUCCUUCCCAUUACCGAAGUGUUCUUUUCGACCAACGAGGAUCUGGUAAAUCGACUCCCCAUGCGUCCCUCGAGGACAACACCACCUGGCAUCUCGUAUCAGACAUCGAAGCUCUGCGAGAACACCUUAAGAUCGAGAAGUGGAUCGUGUUUGGUGGCUCGUGGGGAUCGACUCUAGCAUUAGCCUACUCCGAGAAACACCCCGAAAGAUGUCUAGGCUUGAUAUUGAGGGGCAUAUUUACUUUGAGGAGAGAGGAGUUGCUGUGGUUUUACCAGAAGGGUGCAGACAUGCUGUUUCCAGACUUCUACGAUCCAUAUAAAGCCGCCAUUCCGGAAGAAGAACAGGGAGAUUUGAUGCAAGCCUACUACAAACGAUUGACUGGCGACAAUGAAGAGGAAAAGCUGAAAUGUGCCGAAGCCUGGUCUCGAUGGGAGAACUCCCUGUCGAAACUGAUUAUAGACCCAAAGUAUAUCGAGAGAGCAGAAAAUCCACAAUGGGCUCUUGCGUUUGCACGAAUUGAGUCUCAUUUUUUCGUGAAUGGUGGUUGGAUGAAGGAUGGCCAGUUAAUCGAAGACGCGCAUAAAAUCAAGCAUCUACCCAUCGUCAUAGUGCAGGGUCGCUACGAUGUGGUUUGUCCUGCCAAGACGAGCUGGGAUCUAUACAAGGCGCUUGGGGGUGCGGGAAACAGUGGCGUCGAGUACAAGAUAUUGAACGAGUAUGGUCAUAGUGCUCAUGAGCCGGGUAUCGAAGAGGCAUUGGUCGAUGCAGCGAACAAGUUCAAGUCUAUCAAGGCAUGAAUUAAAGUACUUGGCCAAUCCCCGAGCAUUGCUAAAGUAGGUUGCCAAGAACACUGCAAGAAUAGCUACAGACUGCCCGAAAGUCCUGACAACAGCGUUGUGAUCUUAUAUCGCAGAUGUUGGAGUACAAUAGCAUCUUUGAGCUUUUGAUUUGAAAGUUCACAACAUUUUGUUGUUCAAAAGCUGUCUUUGAAUUCUUUUCAAUUUAUUCUACUCGAACGAAGUUCUGUUUUGAGCCU